Molecule: messenger RNA, 729 nt
Organism: Bipolaris victoriae FI3
Lineage: Eukaryota; Fungi; Ascomycota; Dothideomycetes; Pleosporales; Pleosporaceae
Exons: 1
Source: RefSeq, a predicted model, not a curated record
AUGCGGCUGCUAUAUAGUAGCGACCGGGGGUUUACAUUGACUGAAGACUUAGUUGGAGAACAUAUCCCCUAUUAUGCGAUCCUGUCGCAUACCUGGCAAGAGCAGGAGGUGACACUUGCCGAUCUGAAAGGUUCACGUCAUGGCGGAAGACACAAGGAAGGGUAUAGGAAGCUUGUAUUCUGCGCCAAACAGGCUGCGCUGGACGGCCUUGAAUACUUCUGGGUCGACACCUGUUGCAUUGACAGGUCUGAUUCGGUCACGCUUGAAGAUGCUAUCAACUCUUUGUCUUCCUAUUAUCAGAAUGCAGCAAAAUGCUACGUCUAUCUAUCUGAUGUCUCCACCGAGGGGUGGUCAGAAAUCAGCGAAGAAUCUGAUUGUAAGUGGCAGCUAGCUUUUCAGCAAAGCAGAUGGUUCGCCCGGAGUUGGACCCUUCAGGAGCUUCUUACCUCUCGUUCAGCCGAGUUCUUCUCCCGUGAAGGCCAAAAGCUUGGUGAUAAGAACACACUUCGGCAAACUCUCCAUGAGAUAACUGGAAUCGCCACCCAAGCCCUUGAAGGAAGACCUUUGGCUCAUUUCAGUGUAAGAGAACGGUUAUCGUGGGCAGCAAACCGCAGAGCAACACUGGAAGAAGACCAGGUGUACUCGCUUCUGGGCAUUUUCGGCAUCAAAAUGACGAUGAUGUAUGGAGAAGGCAGUUGGAACGCAUGUCUUCGCUUUUGGGAUGAGAUU